GCCGCUCUGCGACGGAGCCUCAGAGCGAGCCCGGCAGGCUGACCAACCGCCAAGCCGUGCCGGGCUCUGGGGAAGGGCCCCCGCCCCAGGCCAGGCCACAGGAAGACUUGUUUGCUGACCUCGCGGUGGACACAGGAAGCAGAAGGAAGCCCUGGGGGAAGAAUCCUGAAGGGAAGCUGGAGUGGCUCUGAAGCUCGUCUCCUGUGCUGGACGGCUGCUUCGCAGGGACGCAGGAGGCCUCCCAUGGAUCCAGAUUGCUACGCCAGCAUGCAGGUGGGGAUGCGUGUGGUCCGAGGGGCGGACUGGAAAUGGGGCAACCAGGACAACGGCGAAGGCAACGUGGGCACCGUGGUGGAGAUCGGGCGGCAGGGCAGCCCCACGACCCCCGACCGGACAGUGGUGGUCCAGUGGGACCAGGGUACCAGGACCAACUACCGGACUGGCUUCCAGGGCGCCUACGACCUUCUGCUCUAUGACAACGCCCAGAUAGGAGUCCGGCACCCCAACAUCAUCUGUGACUGCUGCAAGAAGCACGGGCUGCGGGGCAUGCGCUGGAAGUGCCGGGUCUGCUUCGACUAUGACCUCUGCACUCAGUGCUACAUGAACAACAAGCACGACCUGGCCCACGCCUUCGAGCGCUAUGAGACCGCACACUCACGCCCAGUCACCGUGAGUGCCCGCCACAACCUGCCUCGCAUCACCCUGAGGGGCAUCUUCCAAGGCGCCAAGGUCCUCCGGGGCCCAGACUGGGAAUGGGGCAAUCAGGAUGGGGGUGAGGGGAAGCCGGGCCGUGUGAUCGACAUCCGCGGAUGGGACGUGGAGACAGGGCGCAGCGUGGCCAGCGUGACCUGGGCCGACGGCACGACCAACGUCUACCGUGUGGGGCACAAGGGCAAGGUGGACCUCAAGUGUGUGGUGGAGGCGCCGGGCGGAUUCUAUUACAAAGACCACCUCCCCCGGCUAGGCAAGCCCGCCGAGCUGCAGCGGAAGGCCAGCGCCGAGAGCCCACCCUUCCAGCAUGGAGACAAGGUCAAGUGUCUGCUGGCCAUGGAUAUUCUCCGCGAGAUGCAGGAGGGCCACGGAGGCUGGAACCCCAAGAUGGCCGAGUUCAUCGGCCAGACAGGGACAGUCCACCGCAUCACUGACCGGGGCGACGUGCGGGUCCAAUUCAAUAGUGACGCCCGCUGGACCUUCCAUCCCGGUGCCCUGACCAAGCAUAACACGUUUUGGGUUGGUGAUAUGGUUCGGGUCAUUGAGGACCUAGAGACGGUGAAGCGCCUGCAGGCCGGCCAUGGGGAGUGGACGGAUGACAUGGCCCUGGCCCUGGGCCACAUAGGGAAAGUGAUGAAAGUUUUUGGGGACGGAGACUUGAGGGUGUCCAUUGUCGGAGGUCAGUCCUGGACUUUCAACCCUGCCUGCCUGAUGGCGUACCACCUGGAGGCCGAUGCCAACCUGAACGCCACAGAAAGUGCCAAGGAGCCAAAGAGCUCCCUGGGAGCUGUCCUAGAGAAGCUGCUCACCCAGAAGAGUGACCCCGAGCAGCCGGGAAGGCUGGUGACCGAGGUGGCUCACGGCAAUGUUGCCAGGGUGCUGGAACUGGUGAAGAGGCACCCGGAUAAGGUGGACGUCAGAAACCAGGGCCGGACGGCCCUCCAGGUGGCCUCCUACCUCGGCCAGGUGGAGCUGGUGCGGCUGCUGCUGCAGGCCCACGCGGGCACGGACCUGCGGGAUGACGAGGGGGACGCCGCGCUGCACUAUGCGGCCUUCGGGAACCAGGCCGAGGUGGCCCGGGUGCUGGUGAGCCGCGGAGCCUGCAUCAACCUGAUCAAUAAUGCCAAGUGCACCGCCCUGCAUGUGGCCGUCCGCAAGGGCUUCCUGGAGGUGGCGGGCGCCCUGUGCGAGCAAGGCUGCGACGUCAAUCUGCCUGACAUGUGUGGAGACACCCCCUUGCACUGUGCCAUCUCAGCAGACGCCAAGGGCAUCAUCGAGAUCCUCACCGAGGUGCCCACCAUCGAUUUCACCGCCUCCAACUGCCAAGGCUUCAACCUUCUCCACCACGCAGCCCUCAAAGGCAACACGCUAGCCGUCCGGAGAAUCUUGGCCCGGGCCCGGCAGCUAGUAGACUCCAAAAAGGACGACGGCUUCACAGCCCUCCACCUGGCUGUCCUCAACAACCACCACGAAGUGGCCGAGACCCUCAUCAAAGAGGGCCGCUGUGACGUGAACCUCCGCAACAACCGCCACCAGCUGCCCCUCCACCUGGCCGUGACCCAGGCCCACGUGGCGCUGCUGCCCCUGCUGGUGGGCGCCGGCAGCGAAGUCAACGCGGAGGACGAGGCGGGGGACACGGCCAUGCACAUCGCCCUGGAGAAGCACCAGCUGCUGGCGCCGCCCAGCGAGGCCGCCGGUGCCGACGAAGGGGCCGCGCUCUUCUCCAGGGUAGGACCGGGCCUCCGCGGCAGCCCUGCCCCCUCCCUCGCACCCGGGCCCAGGGAGCCGCGGGAGGUCUGGGGCCCCCAUCCUGGUGCAGCUGAUGCCUCCCCGCAGGCUCCUCCCCCUCCCCACAGCAGCGAGGUGGCGAGUGGCCUGUCCGGGCUGGAGUCAGCCGGGCAGCGGCAGCUGAUGGAGGAGCUGCAGAGCCGCUACCGGCAGAUGGAGGAGCGCAUCACGUGCCCCAUCUGCAUCGACAGUCACAUCCGCCUGGUGUUCCAGUGUGGCCAUGGCUCGUGCCUCGAGUGCAGCUCAGCGCUCAGCGUCUGCCCCAUCUGCCGCCAGGCCAUCCGCGACCGCAUCCAGAUCUUCGUGUGA
Molecule: messenger RNA, 2808 nt
Organism: Gracilinanus agilis (Agile Gracile Mouse Opossum)
Lineage: Eukaryota; Metazoa; Chordata; Mammalia; Didelphimorphia; Didelphidae
Gene: MIB2
Product: MIB E3 ubiquitin protein ligase 2
Exons: 17
Coding region: 244-2808 (854 amino acids)
Biological process (GO): protein ubiquitination
Cellular component (GO): cytoplasm
Molecular function (GO): ubiquitin-protein transferase activity; protein binding; zinc ion binding
Source: RefSeq, a predicted model, not a curated record